AUGAGAGUUGGAUUAUGGAAUGACCUGCUAUGUCUGUGUCAUAUUGUUCUGCGCAGGGUGCAUUAUACUGUGCUAACUAGGUGUUCAGUACCAAAUAAGAGAGGCUUGAAGAUGCAGUGGACGCCGGAGCAUGCCCAGUGGCCAGAACAGCACUUUGACAUCACCUCGACCACUCGGUCUCCUGCCCACAAAGUUGAAGCCUACCGUGGUCAUCUGCAGCGCACCUAUCAGUAUGCCUGGGCCAAUGAUGACAUAUCUGCUUUGACUGCCUCCAAUCUGUUAAAAAAGUAUGCAGAGAAGUAUUCUGGAAUUCUUGAAGGCCCAGCUGAGCGGCCUGUCCUCAGCAACUACACAGAUGCACCUUCGGGGUUGGUGAAUGGUCGGAAGAGCGAAAGCGAACCUUGGCAGCCUUCGUUGAACUCAGAAAGCGUGUAUCCUAUGAACUGCGUUCCAGAUGUGAUCAGUGCCAGCAAAGCUGGUGUAAGUACAGCUCUCCCUCCUGCAGAUGUCUCUGCCAGUAUAGGGAGUUCUCCUGGGGUGGCCAGCAACCUGACAGAACCUAGUUACUCUAGCAGUACCUGUGGAAGUCACACGGUACCUAGUCUAGGGCUACCUUCUCAGGAAUAUGCCACGGGAUACAACGGAUCAUAUUUGCAUUCUACAUACAGCAGCCAGCCAGCACCUGCACUUCCUUCCCCUCAUCCUUCCCCUUUGCAUAGCUCUGGCCUUUUACAGCCGCCACCGCCUCCGCCACCGCCGCCAGCCCUGGUCCCAGGCUACAAUGGGACCUCUAACCUCUCCAGUUACAGCUACCCCUCUGCUAGCUAUCCUCCUCAAACCUCUGUGGGCCCUGGCUACAGCCCAGGGGGUGCGCCUCCCCCUUCGGCAUACCUCCCUUCAGGAAUUCCAGCUCCUACUCCUCUGCCCCCCACCACCGUCCCCGGCUACACCUACCAGAGUCAUGGUCUGACACCUAUUGCCCCCUCCGCUCUGACAAAUAGUUCGGCGAGUUCUCUCAAACGGAAAGCCUUCUAUAUGGCGGGGCAAGGAGAAAUGGACUCCAGUUAUGGAAAUUACAGCUAUGGCCAACAGAGAUCUACACAGAGUCCUAUGUACAGAAUGCCCGACAACAGCAUUUCAAACACAAACAGGGGGAAUGGCUUUGACAGAAGUGCUGAAACAUCAUCCUUAGCAUUUAAGCCAACAAAGCAGCUAAUGUCCUCUGAACAGCAAAGGAAAUUCAGCAGCCAGUCCAGCAGGGCUUUGACUCCCCCUUCAUACAGUACUGCUAAAAACUCCUUGGGAUCCAGAACCAGUGAAUCCUUUGGGAAGUACACCUCCCCAGUAAUGAAUGAGCACGGGGACGAGCACAGACAGCUCCUCCCUCACCCAAUGCAAGGCCCGGGACUCCGUGCAGCUACCUCAUCCAACCACUCUGUAGACGAGCAACUGAAGAACACUGACACACACCUCAUUGACCUUGUAACCAAUGAGAUUAUCAACCAAGGACCUCCAGUGGACUGGAAUGACAUCGCUGGCCUCGACCUGGUAAAGGCUGUCAUUAAAGAGGAGGUUUUAUGGCCCGUGUUGAGGUCAGACGCUUUCAAUGGACUGACUGCCCUACCUCGGAGCAUCCUUUUAUUUGGGCCUCGGGGAACAGGCAAAACAUUAUUAGGUAGAUGCAUAGCUAGUCAGCUGGGGGCCACGUUUUUCAAAAUUUCCGGUUCCAGUCUAGUCACCAAGUGGUUAGGGGAAGGAGAAAAAAUCGUCCAUGCUUCCUUCCUCGUGGCCAGGUGUCGCCAGCCUUCGGUGAUUUUUGUUAGUGACAUUGACAUGCUUCUCUCUUCUCAAGUGAGCGAAGAACACAGUCCAGUCAAUAGGAUGAGAACCGAGUUCCUUAUGCAGCUGGACACUGUACUAACUUCUGCCGAGGACCAAAUAGUAGUAAUUUGCGCCACCAGUAAACCAGAAGAAAUAGAUGAAUCCCUUCGGAGGUACUUCAUAAAACGACUUUUAAUCCCGCUUCCUGACAGCACAGGGAGGCACCAGAUAAUAGGACAACUGCUCUCACAGCACAAUUACUGUCUCAAUGACAAGGAGUUUGCACUGCUUGUCCAGCGCACAGAAGGCUUCUCUGGACUAGAUGUGGCUCAUUUGUGUCAGGAAGCAGCAGUGGGCCCACUCCAUGCCAUGCCAGCGACAGACCUUUCAGCCAUUAUGCCCAGCCAAUUGAGGCCAGUUACAUAUCAAGACUUUGAAAAUGCUUUCUGCAAGAUUCAGCCUAGCAUAUCUCAAAAAGAGCUUGAUACAUAUGUUGAAUGGAACAAAAUGUUCGGUUGCAGUCAGUGA
Molecule: messenger RNA, 2349 nt
Organism: Gracilinanus agilis (Agile Gracile Mouse Opossum)
Lineage: Eukaryota; Metazoa; Chordata; Mammalia; Didelphimorphia; Didelphidae
Gene: FIGN
Product: fidgetin, microtubule severing factor
Exons: 2
Coding region: 1-2349 (782 amino acids)
Molecular function (GO): ATP binding; ATP hydrolysis activity; microtubule severing ATPase activity
Source: RefSeq, a predicted model, not a curated record